AUGUGCUACGACCGCUACGUUGCCAUCUGCAAACCCCUGCACUACGGGACCCUCCUGGGCAGCAGAGCUUGUGCCCACAUGGCAGCAGCUGCCUGGGCCACUGGCUUUCUCAAUGCUCUGCUGCACACAGCCAAUACAUUUUCCCUGCCCCUGUGCCAGGGCAAUGCUCUGGGCCAGUUCUUCUGUGAACUCCCACACAUCCUCAAGCUCUCCUGCUCACACUCAGGCUACCUCAGGGAAAUUGGGCUCAUUGGGGUUAGUGCCUGUUUAGUGUUUGGUUGUUUUGUUUUCAUUGUUUUCUCCUAUGUGCAGAUCUUCAGGGCUGUGCUGAGGAUCCCCUCUCAGCAGGGACGGCACAAAGCCUUUUCCACGUGCCUCCCUCACCUGGCCGUGCUCUCCCUGUUCCUCAGCACUGCUGCAUUUGGCUACCUGAAGCCCCCCUCCAUCUCCUCCCCAUCCCUGGAUCUGGCCCUAUCAGUUCUGUACUCAGUGGUUCCUCCAGCACUGAACCCCCUCAUCUACAGCCUCAGGAACCAGGAGCUCAAGGAUGCCCUGAGGAAAAUGAUGACUGGAUGCUUUUCAGGAGCAAUAAAGUUCCUGUUUUCUGGUUCAUAG
This is a messenger RNA of Pseudopipra pipra, 615 nucleotides long. RefSeq names its product olfactory receptor 14J1-like. Bases 1 to 615 code for a protein of 204 amino acids. Lineage: Eukaryota; Metazoa; Chordata; Aves; Passeriformes; Pipridae. The transcript has a single exon. Gene Ontology annotation, molecular function: olfactory receptor activity. Gene Ontology annotation, biological process: detection of chemical stimulus involved in sensory perception of smell; G protein-coupled receptor signaling pathway. Gene Ontology annotation, cellular component: plasma membrane. The record is from RefSeq and is a predicted model, not a curated record.